This is a messenger RNA of Planococcus citri (citrus mealybug), 516 nucleotides long. RefSeq names its product C-1-tetrahydrofolate synthase, cytoplasmic-like. The transcript is spliced from 4 exons. The coding region runs from base 1 to 516 and encodes 171 amino acids. Gene Ontology annotation, cellular component: cytosol. Gene Ontology annotation, biological process: tetrahydrofolate interconversion. Gene Ontology annotation, molecular function: methylenetetrahydrofolate dehydrogenase (NADP+) activity; methenyltetrahydrofolate cyclohydrolase activity. The record is from RefSeq and is a predicted model, not a curated record. NCBI's taxonomy places the organism in Eukaryota, Metazoa, Arthropoda, Insecta, Hemiptera, Pseudococcidae.
AUGGCCGAAGCUCAAGCUGUCAACGCUGCAAUCAUUUCUGGAACUGUUAUUGCCAAAGAGAUACGAGAUUCGCUGGCUAAACAGGUUACCGAAAUGCAGAAUAAUUUCAACGGAUUUAGACCCGCGUUAGCAGUGAUUCAAGUUGGAGGUCGGCAGGAUUCAAAUGUCUAUGUUCGUGAAGCUGAUAUCUUGAUUGUAGCUAACGGUAAACCGUACUACGAGUAUGUUGGAGGCGGAUGGAUCAAACGAGGAGUUGUUGUGAUCGAUUGCAGUAUCAAUGCUACCGAAGACGAAACGAAGAAAAAUAGUCAACGAUUGUUAGGAGAUGUGAACUACGAAGAGGCUAUCAAAGUGGCCAGUUACAUUACACCGGUUCCCGGCGGAGUUGGUCCGAUGACGGUGGCUAUGCUGAUGAAAAAUACCAUUCUGUCGGCUCAAAGAGCUGUGAACCAGUUGGCGCAGAAUAAAUGGAAUUUCACUGCGGAAUUUGUACGGCGCAGCGAAUACUGUUUGUAA